Messenger RNA from Cuscuta europaea, 2268 nucleotides. The record is from the annotation of a GenBank genome assembly. NCBI's taxonomy places the organism in Eukaryota, Viridiplantae, Streptophyta, Magnoliopsida, Solanales, Convolvulaceae.
GCUGAGAUCUCAUCUCUCCCUUACUCUCACCGGAAAAAGAGAGCGGGAUCCAUUUCUUCUUCUUUUUCUUUUCUUUUUUCAACAUUUUCGUUUCGUGUACAGAUUCAAAAGGGAAAAUGAUGAACAAGAUGAUAGCAGUUUAAGGACUUGCUGAGAUCUGGAAGUUAUGAAUCAGAGAAUAUAAUCUGGGGAAUGAAAAUACAGAAUGGGGAGGAAAGGCAGCUGGUUGUCUUCAAUAAAAAAGGUUUUCAACCCAGAAUCAAAAGACAAGAAAGCAAGUAAGAAAAACAAGAAAUGGGUUGAGAAAGAACUUUCUCCAGUUCCAUUAUCCUCAAAUGUAGAAACUUCCAAAUCAUCAACACCACUUCCUCCAGGUGAAGGGUUAAAAUUAGCAGAAGUGGUGGAAGAGCAAACAAAACACCCUUACUCAGUUGCAGUUUCCACUUCUGAAGCUUUUUUUCCAGCUUCUCAUGCUGCUUCAGAAGUUGUUCAGUCUAGACAAGUUCAAAUUCCUGUCAAAUCCCAGGAAGAACGUGUUGCAAUCAAGAUUCAGACUGCUUUCCGAGGAUACCUGGCUAGGAGAGCUUUGAAGGCGUUAAGAGGGCUUGUGAGGCUAAAACUUCUAGUUGAUGGGCCAACGGUGAAACGACAAACUAUGAAUGCUUUGAAGUGUAUGCAGACAUUUUGUCGUGUACAGUCUCAGAUACACUCUAGAAGGAAUAGGAUGCUGGAGGAGAACAGAGCACUACAGAGACAACUUUUGCAGAAACAUGCUAAAGAACUUGAGAACAUGAGGAGAGGAGAAGGAUGGGAUUAUAGUAUGCAAUCAAAGGAGAAAAUUGAAGCAAGCUUGCUAAGCAAGUAUGAAGCUGCCAUGAGACGGGAAAGAGCAUUAGCUUAUUCAUAUUCUCAUCAGCAAACCUGGAAGAAGUCAUCAAGAUCUUCCAAUCUAUUAUUGUUUAUGGAUCCAACCAAUCCUCAGUGGGGCUGGAGCUGGUUGGAACGGUGGCUGGGUGGUCGGUCUUUAGAUACCCAAAGCGCUCCCGACGGGGGAGAAAUAAUUACCAAGUCAUUUGCACGUCAUCAGCUAAACAAUGAACCACCCUUAUCUUCACUAUCCAAGCUGCCCGUUUCUUCGGUGGCUGCCCGAAAACUGAAACUACAGAGCCCCAGAGUAAGUACAACAAGCCAAGAUGAUGAUGAUAUCAAAAGUACGCCGAGUAUGAAAUCAGAGAGGAAUCGGAGGCACAGCACGGCAGGGUCCACCAAAUCGGUUGGAGAUGACGAGAGUUUGGCGAGCUUCCAAUCCACGCCCAGCUACAUGACACCCACCAAAUCGGCAAAGGCUAAAACACGAAUGCAUAGCCCGUUAGGUUUGGAUAAUGGGACUCCAGAGAAGGGAUCAGCGGGUUUGAGUGUGAAAAAAAGGCUCUCUUACCCGCCUUCACCAGCCAAGCCAAGGCGGCAUUCUGGCCCGCCAAGGGUGGAGAACAUCAAUGUGGAGGUCAGCUAAUCAAUUCAUCUCAUCAAAAUUGUGUUGUAUCAAUGUGUAUGGUUGAUUCUACCUCGUUGUGCAGAGAAAAUGAAUGGAGCAGAGUGACAGAUGAAAGGAUUGGCAUAUACCAAGUAUAUACUUGUAAAAGUUCAAAUUGUCUACAGAAUUGUAUGGUUAUAGAGAUUCAUUGUUUUAUGGUCUGUCUGGUAACAGAUGAAGCCAACAUAGUUUAUUAUUUAUUGAGCUACAUCUUCAUGUUACCUUAAUCCUUACACAUUGAAAUUGUAAUAACAUGAUUACGUGUAGUGUCAAUGUUCCAAGGAUUUGGUUUUUUCUAGAUACUUACCAAGUUGGCGUGUCCCACUUAGAGCAUCUCCAAUGGUUAGCUAAAACCCGCAUAACUAUAGCUUGACUAGCCACAUAAGCAUUUGGAACAAAUUAAAAUAUAACUUCUCCAACGGUUAGCUUAGGGGUGGAUUCGGGCCGGGCCGGGUCCGGGUCAGGCAUAGGCCCGGGUGGGCCGGAUGGUCUGAAUAGGUGGACCCGGGACCGGCCCGGGCCGGGUCUCGGGCUUGUUUAUUUAUUUAUUUUGCUUACAUACCUAUCCCUGACCCUCCCUCAUGCCCCCACCCCCCAAACCCCUCCUAAACAUCAAGCCCUACUCGGGUGGAGCCCAAACAAAUGAAAAUACAAAAAAAAUCAAUUUGGCCCGAACCGGGAACCCCUUGGGUCGGGCCUAUCCGGACCGGUCACUGACCGGGCCACCGAUUCGG